This is a messenger RNA of Suillus subalutaceus, 516 nucleotides long. RefSeq lists its product as uncharacterized. The transcript is spliced from 3 exons. The coding region runs from base 1 to 516 and encodes 171 amino acids. The record is from RefSeq and is a predicted model, not a curated record. NCBI's taxonomy places the organism in Eukaryota, Fungi, Basidiomycota, Agaricomycetes, Boletales, Suillaceae.
AUGGAAAAACAGCAGUUCGCAGACUUGGAGAAGGUCGAGGGACUGAUUCCAGAGUUGGAAGAGGAAGAAACCUUGAGUUCCAAGGAAGUUGCUCUUGAGAUGCUUGUCGUCGUCCUUAACUGGACAUUGUUCUCAGCGUUGAUAACCGGAUCGAUUUGGUGGUUCCAGUUCAAUGCACCGCAACCAGGUUCUCCUGUCAACGUCGAUGGCCCUACGCAAGAACUCCAAACACCUUCGCUACGUCAUACACUCUCACGCGGAGUCUUUCUUGUCGGCAGCUUGCUCAGUUUCUGCGUGGUGCUCCUCAUCGUUUUGGGCAAGGUCCUCAUGCGCCAGCACACGCUCACUCUGAAACUACCGCCUUAUGGCCCUCGUCGCCUCCCCAAGCAUAUGGUUCAACGUCUACGCGCGAUUCCAACAUCCAUGCCUCCGUGGUUCAUGCAGCUUCUCAAGUCAUUGCAGUGUAUCUUCCCACUUGUUCAUGGCUUGCCCUUGCCCAUUAUCCUUCCACUCUGA